AUGACUCAAAGAGACGACGGCGACUGCUUGCUUCCGUUUGAAGGUGGCGCAUCGGUGGUAAACGCCUUCUCGGCUCACAGUACACUCAUGAAGUCGAUCUGUUUACCAUCUUCUUCCCUCUCAUGCCUCCCAUCUCUUCACCAUAAUCCUACACCUUCGUUUCAAUCCUGGCCUAACUAUAAACCCUUCUCACCUUCACCCCUAUUUUCUCCCCUUUCAAUCCAAUCCACUUCACCCAAAUCCUCCAUUCCUGCUGUAACUCCAACUGAAGGAUCAAUCCCUGUGAUCAACUUUGAAGAUUUCGUGGAGAAAGAUUGGUCAUUUCUUGAUGCUGAUGAUAUAUCUUCCAACCAAGUUUACAAACAAAACACUGACCGAAUCAUAUCUUCUGGGAAAAUUUCUGAGGAUUCAAAGGUUCUAAUUUCAACAGGAUCAGAAGGGUUUGUUGAUCAGGUGAUUGAUACACAUUCUUGCAAACAGUUGCUUGUUGUUCAUGACUCUCUAUUUGUAUUAGCCUGCAUUAAAGAAAAAUAUGACAAAGUUAAAUGUUGGCAAGGAGAACUGAUUUUUGUCCCUGAAAAAUGGGCUCCUUUUGAUGUUGUGUUCCUCUACUUUCUUCCUGCUUUGCCAUUUGAACUCAAUCAAAUCUUUGAAGCACUAUCCAAGAUUUGCUCACCAGGUGCAAGAAUUGUGAUUAGUCAUCCGAAAGGGAGAGAGAUGCUUAAACAACAGAAAGUGGAGUACCCUGAUGUUGUGGUGUCGGAUUUGCCUGAUAAAGUGACAUUAGAAAGUGUUGCAUCUCAUCACUCGUUUAUGAUGCUGGAGUUCAUUGAUGAGCCGGGGUUUUACCUUGCUGUAUUAACACACAAAACUUGAUACAGGUAAACUGUUUUAGGUUGUGUUCAAUAGGUCACUAAACUAGUUUUGACUUUAUAAAGUUUGACCAAAUUUUUGUUAGAAGAGGCUAUUGGAAAUUGGAAUUUGCUUCUACAUGACCAAAAAGCUUAUUUUGGUGCAUGCGUAUUCCAUCC
Lactuca virosa is the source of this 1031-nucleotide messenger RNA. NCBI's taxonomy places the organism in Eukaryota, Viridiplantae, Streptophyta, Magnoliopsida, Asterales, Asteraceae. The record is from the annotation of a GenBank genome assembly.